CGCCCCGCAGACGGACUCUCCGGGUAGCGCGCGCUCGCUUUUCCUCCGUGGGUCUAUUAUUUGCUUGGAUAAACCGUUUUUACGGUCAGAAAUAACCCACCUCGUCCCGGGUUAUGUUUCAUCGCCCACUAUUACACCCCACCCCCAACCACCCCUUGAAUAUGAGCGUCACGUGACCACGGGGGACCUUUGCGCGCGUUUCGUCUCUAGUGUUUUCUGACGCGCGUGACAGCAGUUGGUUACUCGCGCCCACAGGAGCGUGUCUGCGUGAUGCUUAUCUGCGCCGUGAAACGCGGGACAGGCGGACACUCCCCCCGCGCAGAUUAACACCUCCACCGCGCCGCGCGCCUCCAACUCUGCGCCCCGCCAUGAACGGCUACGGCUCUCCGUACCUCUACAUGGGGGCCCCGGUGUCGCAGCCGCGCGCCCCGCUGCAGCGGACCCCCAAGUGCGCGCGGUGCCGGAACCACGGCGUGCUCUCGUGGCUGAAGGGACACAAACGGUACUGCCGCUUCAAAGACUGCACGUGCGAGAAGUGCAUCCUGAUCAUCGAGCGGCAGCGCGUGAUGGCGGCGCAGGUGGCGCUGCGGCGCCAGCAGGCCAACGAGAGUCUGGAGAGCCUCAUCCCGGAGGCCCUCAGGGCCCUGCCCGCCAUCGGCCUGAGCGCGGCCGCGGAGGAGAGCCCCGGGGCGCCGCCGAGGACCGAGGAGCUCCGGUGGAGCGGCGCGGAGCCGCGCGCGGGAGCGCAGGCGUGCUCAGACCCGGCAGAGGACGGCACGGAGGAGCUGUCAGGAGCGGAGACCGGGGGCAGCUCGUGCAGUGAGAAGGAGCAGGACCCCGCCAGCUCCCCCGAAGGCUCCAAACCGAACUCCUGCUACACACCGGAGCCGUCAGACCCCCCCUCGCUCCCGGAGGACGGCCGCUGCAGCCUCCCCAGGACCGGCGAGAAGGAGGCCAAAGCCGGCAGCCCGCAGAAGCGCCCCCCCAGCCCGGAACCGAGCGUACUGAUCGAGGGCCUGGGGGGCUCCAUCAGUCUGCCCUUCAGCCUCCGCGCGAACCGCCCCCCCCUGGAGGUCCUGAAGAAGAUCUUUCCCGCCCACAAGCCGCCGGUUCUGGAGCUGAUCCUGCGGGGCUGCGGGGGGGACCUGGUAGGGGCCAUCGAGGUCCUGCUGUCCAGCCGGAGCUCUGACGGGGGCGCACACACGCACGCAGACACGCACGCAGACGCGCUGGUGCUGCCGUCGAACGGACACCUGUUCGAGCACGCGCUGGGCUCGUACCACCCUUCCCCCGCCAAAUGGUCAGUGGGCUCCGCGUUCCGGGUCCCGGACUCCCUCCGCUUCACUUCCGAGUCCGGUUCCGGCGCGCUCCCGCUGCAGCACUCCUCGUUCCCGCAGCCCACGCGCUACCCGCUGAUGCUGCGCAGCUCGCUCACGCGCGGCCAGAGCCCGUUCGUGCACAGCGACGUGGCCCUGUGGGGCCCCGUGGCCCUGCAGCAGCAGUACCAGCUGCGCCCCGCCGCGCACUACGGGGCCCCGUUCGGCCCUGCAGCCCCGGUGUUCCGCGGCUCCCCGCUGCUCCCGCCCAGACCCGCGGAGGAGCCCCGCAUCGGCGGCCCGGAGGAGGGCUGCUCCCUGCCCAAAGCCGGCCUGUUCUCCCCAGAGGAGGAGUACGAGGAGCGCUCCGACUCCGCGUGAAGAACUGCGCCUGCGCGCAAAACUUCGUCCCGUUGGAACAGUGAGAACCGAGCCGCUGCUGUGACGGUUCCGGUUCGGCUUCGGUUCGGAUCACCUGCAUGUUCAUGUGCUAAAUAAACCCGAGUGUUUGUCCGAA
Molecule: messenger RNA, 1833 nt
Organism: Oryzias latipes (Japanese medaka)
Lineage: Eukaryota; Metazoa; Chordata; Actinopteri; Beloniformes; Adrianichthyidae
Gene: dmrt3a
Product: doublesex and mab-3 related transcription factor 3a
Biological process (GO): regulation of transcription by RNA polymerase II; male sex differentiation
Cellular component (GO): nucleus
Molecular function (GO): DNA-binding transcription factor activity, RNA polymerase II-specific; RNA polymerase II cis-regulatory region sequence-specific DNA binding; protein binding
Source: RefSeq, a predicted model, not a curated record